This is a messenger RNA of Protopolystoma xenopodis, 288 nucleotides long. The record is from the annotation of a GenBank genome assembly. NCBI's taxonomy places the organism in Eukaryota, Metazoa, Platyhelminthes, Monogenea, Polystomatidea, Polystomatidae.
AUGACCACAUUACCGAAGAAGGUGUCUGGUGGUGAUGGCAGCCUCGAGACAGCUCAUUCAUUUCUCAGUGUCUGGCAUACGGAGUUGUUUGCACUUCUCGUUCUGGAAGCUUUUUCUAUUGAUUUAUCUUUAUACCCUUUAAAGAUGGAGGCUUUACUUGGUCGAAUAAUAUCGUAUUUUUGCUUGUUUACAGCCGAAAGGAUCAAACCCGAUUCAGGUGCCGUGUCCGUUGCGCGAAUUUUCUUUGAACUGGCGCCGCUGACUGCUAUUGAAUGCAUACACAUCUAG